Fimicolochytrium jonesii is the source of this 828-nucleotide messenger RNA. Its product is annotated as Isochorismatase hydrolase. The coding region runs from base 99 to 671 and encodes 190 amino acids. The transcript is spliced from 3 exons. The record is from RefSeq and is a predicted model, not a curated record. NCBI's taxonomy places the organism in Eukaryota, Fungi, Chytridiomycota, Chytridiomycetes, Spizellomycetales, Powellomycetaceae.
CGUGAAUUUCCCAUUCAAAUUCAGAAGCCUUUUUUCCCUGGUCAUUGGGCACCCCCAUCGCACCACUCUCACCACCAUUUUCAGCAAAAGCAUUAGCAAUGACCACCACAGAGAAACUGCCAACGAACUGCACGUUGCUCCUUAUUGACGUGCAAGAGGGACUAAAGGAUAGCGUUGAGAGACCAAGGAACAACACCGAGGCCGAGAAGCAAAUGGCCCGCCUCUUGACGGCGUGGCGCUCCAGCGGCCGGCCGAUUGUCCAUAUCCAGCACACCUCCCUAUCACCGGAUUCAAACUUGCGCCCCGAUCAACCCGGUGUGGCGAUCCAGAGCAUAGUUGCGCCGCUGCCAACGGAGCCGGUGUUGCAGAAAACUGUUAAUUCGGCUUUCAUCACAACGGAUUUGAAACGGAUUCUGGAGGAAGACAUCAAGACCAAACACCUGGUUAUCGUAGGCCUCACAACGGAUCAUUGUGUAUCGACGACAACGCGGAUGGCUGGGAACUAUGGGUUUGAUACUAUCUUGGUGGAAGACGCCUGCGGAACGUUUGCUAAAACCGGACCCAACGGCAAAACGUACUCGGCGCAAGAGGUCCACGAUAUCCAUAUCGCAAGCCUAAGCGACGAGUUCGCAAAAAUCCUGUCGACCGAAAACGUUUUGAGGCUUGUGUAAACUACCUUGCGGACGCGCAAGCGACUUUAGUGAGGUGCGGACCUCGAAUGUCGGUCGGGCAUGUUUAGCCAUGGAUAUUCCGCAUAUAGUAAAGAUUCACUAGCGUAGCCUUAGGGAUACUCUAUAUGUAGCGAACGUAUACUGUGUAUUAUAGACA